This is a messenger RNA of Mercurialis annua (annual mercury), 2426 nucleotides long. RefSeq lists its product as uncharacterized. Gene Ontology annotation, molecular function: protein binding. The coding region runs from base 358 to 1887 and encodes 509 amino acids. NCBI's taxonomy places the organism in Eukaryota, Viridiplantae, Streptophyta, Magnoliopsida, Malpighiales, Euphorbiaceae. The record is from RefSeq and is a predicted model, not a curated record. The transcript is spliced from 2 exons.
AUUGAAAUUGAAAUUGAAAUUGAAAUUAAAAUUGAAAUUCGAAUUCAAAUUCAAAUGCAAAUGCAAAUUCAAAAGCCGCCUAAAUGUAUUUCAAAUUGAGUAAAUGCCAGAAUAAAAAACAAAGUCAUACUUUAUGUGGUUUGUCAAAUAUGAUGGUGAAAAUUGAGGUAUAGUUGGUGAGAAUAUAUAAUUUAAUUUAACUGACAGUUGUCUUCAUCUCCAAGGAAAUUCCCAAUUUUAAGUAUCAUCAUUUCUCAAAGCUGAAAACUUCAAAAUAGUGGCCAUCUUAAAAUUCUGAUGCCACACAUAAAUCAAAAACAUUAAAAUUCUGAUGCCACACAUAAUCUUAGAGAAACCAUGAGGUGGAGUCUCACUAAAAUAGUGGCCAUCUUCAUCAAACCUUCCUCCAAAAAAAGUCCCAACAAUACAAAGCUCCAAAAUUAUCAAUCUGAGGAGGUUCAAAAUAAUGAUCAACAGCAGCAACAAUUAGUAUUUGCCGCGGAAAGUAUUGUAAUUGACGUAAAUGGAAUAUUUUCAGACUGUGUUAUAGUUUCAGACACAACUGAAACUAUCAAAGACCGUAAACUUUCCGUGGUUAUGGUCUUUACCGGUACUGAUUAUCUACGUGUUGUUGGUGUCAACAAUAAUAAUUUAAUUUGCUAUGCUAAAUUACAAGUCAACUCUCUCCCAAAAUCUACUGCCCAUAUUGUUUUAGGCUCUAAAGUUUAUGUUAUUGGCGGCGACUUUGUCACCAAUUCUGGUGACAUUUUAAUGGAUUCCGACAAGGGUCUUCCUAAAUAUCCUCGCGAUGUUCGGAUUUUUGAUCUAAAACAGAAUGAUUGGGAGAUGGGUCCUUGUUUAAUUGCAGGUAAGCCAAAUCCUGUACUUUUUGCUUUUAAUGGUAGGAUUUAUGUAAUUGCUGGCAGCUGUGGAAAUCGCAGGCCGUCAGACGGGUUAGAGAGUUUAGAUCCUGUUUUUGAAGUGCUUGAUGUUGGAUUAGGGGUUUGGUUGAAACUAGAGGAUCCUCCGUUUCGUUAUGCGUAUAGUUAUGGUUAUUUUCCUGAGUUUUUGUUUCAUGUUGUUGUUGAUAAUGUUUUGUAUGUGCGAGUGAAUGUGCCUGUUUAUGAGGGAGAUAGAAUCGGGGUUAAGCGCGUGUUUUCAUUCGAUUUGAUUCGUGAAGUAUGGUGUGAUUAUUGUGAUCGUAGUAAUUUUGUUGAUCGUAGUACUUAUCCAAUUGUAGCACAAAAUCUGAUUUCAUUUGGUUGGGAUUUUAGCCAUGAUGUUUUCAAUGGGAAGCUGUAUUUGCUUCAGACUGAAACGAAGCCAGCUGCAUUUUGUGUUUAUGAUUUGCAUACAGUAGAUUUAGAGUUAGGAUCUGAACAUUAUAGUUUUAGCUCGGAGUUAGAUAGUUCCAUUGAUUAUGAGGAAUUACAGGACGACAAGUUGAGACAUGAUACAGCAGAAAAUGAUAGAAAAUUUGUCGAUAUGGCUUCCGAAAUAAAUUUUGAUGCAAACAAAGAAUCGGAGGAGCUUGCCUAUAAGCAUAGAAUGGGAAGGUGUAUUCCGAAUCUUAUCACGGGAUUGGAUGAUGUUUUAAGUGAAUUACCUAGAAAUGGCUUUAUCUCGUGGCAUCUAGUUCCUCUUGAUGAGAAAGGCAGAGUGUUUUGCCUUGUUUGCUCUUUUGUCCCAGAAUUAAGUCAAAAUCCAUGUGUUUUGGUCGCGACGUUUAAUUUAGAGGAAUAUGGUGAUUCGCAUAGCAAUGAUGACGAUCACCCAAUAGCAAUCUCCUCUCUCCGUGCCCGAGAAGUAAGCUACGCAACUUUUCCCAUCAAUGAUAAUUGGGGACUGCCUGUCUCGUGCUUUAAAUUGGGUUCUGCACUUCAUUGAGUUGAACGAAAGUUGCUGCACUUUUCAUAAUCCUAUGGCGUAACUUGAUGAUAAGAUUAUGACUCAAAUUAGUAAAAAACGAUAAAAAAAAUGGACUUGAUGAUAAGAUUAUGACUCAAAUUAGUAAAAAACGAUAAAAAAAAAUUGGACAAUGCGGAGAAGAAAUGGAUUUGUGUUUUGCUGAUGUAAUGUCAAUUCAUUGUCAAAAUAAAGGACUCAAGACGAUUAUACCAUAUGAACGAACCUUCAAGAGCCGCAAAGAGACAAUUCACGGAUGGGUUUUGAUGUCUUUGCUGUGAUCAUGGCUAUGUUUUCACCAUCAAAUAUCGUCGCGGUGAAGAAAAGAAAAAGGUAAAGAAAGCUGGCAUACAUGGAGGAUUAUUAUCUUACAUGCUACUUGCUUUUGGUAUUGUUGGUUAUGGGAUGCAAUAGUCUUUUGUGUUCCAUCUAUGAAAUUCUCUAUAAUUGAUCAAUAUAUGUAUUUUAAGCGAACAGAACAAACAUGUAUUUCUAUACAAUUUUUUUGAGACAUGUUGACA